Messenger RNA from Salvia splendens (bonfire salvia), 780 nucleotides. Its product is annotated as secreted RxLR effector protein 161-like. Lineage: Eukaryota; Viridiplantae; Streptophyta; Magnoliopsida; Lamiales; Lamiaceae. Bases 1 to 780 code for a protein of 259 amino acids. The transcript has a single exon. The record is from RefSeq and is a predicted model, not a curated record.
AUGGAUAAAAGUAAGCCAGUGAGCAUGCCACUGAGUCCACAAUUUAAACUCAGUGUGAAUCAAAGCCCAAAGGAUGAUGAACAUAGAAGAGAAAUGGAUAAAAUCCCAUAUGCAAACAUAGUGGGAAGUAUCAUGUACACCAUGGUGUGUACAAGGCCAGAUAUCAGCCAAGGAAUAAGUGUUGUCAGCAGAUACAUGGCUGAUCCAGGUCUGGAGCAUUGGCAUGCUUUGAAAUGGAUACUGAGAUACCUAAAUGGAACUCAGGAUUAUGGAAUAUUGUUUGAUGGGAGUAAGGAAAUUGAAGAGCAGCCUCUGAUGGGAUAUUGUGAUUCUGAUUUUGCAACCAAUAUAGACACAAGGAAGUCCCAAUCUGGUUAUGUAUUCUGUUUGUAUGGUGCUGCAGUCAGUUGGAGAUCAAGUUUGCAAUCUGUGGUGGCUCUCUCAACAACUGAAGCUGAGUACAUUUCUAUGUCUGAAGCUGUAAAGGAAAGCAUAUGGCUGAAAGGGAUCUGCUCUGAUUUUGGAGUUGAUCAAGAAACUGUGACAAUAUUAUGUGAUUCAAAUAGUGCUAUAUGUCUAUCCAAACAUCAAACAUUCCAUGAGAGGAGUAAGCAUGUGGAUGUCAAGCUGCAUUUUGUGAGAGAUGAGGUUGAUAAAGGCUCGGUGAAGAUUCAAAAGGUAGCAACUGAGCACAAUGCAUCUGAUAUGCUUACAAAAGUGUUACCCGGUUCAAAACUGAAGUAUUGUAUGGAUUUGGUGAAUCUAAUCCAGCUAAAGUGA